CAGGCCUCAGGCACCUCCAGAGCUGCCCCUCAGCCCUGGGAGGGGACUGGGGCCAUGGGAGGAAGCAGGCAAGGCAGAGAUUCCCAGUCCGGUGAAAUACUAGUGAGUCACACUGGGUGGCUCCACAGGCCGGCCCAGCCCACAUUCCCGGGUCUUUGUUCCCAGCCAUCUGGGCCCAGCCUUAAAGGGCCAGCUCCUAGAAGCAGCAGAGAAGGCCACCCUGCCCAUCACCCAACCUGCCACCUCCACCGUCCUCUUGUUGGGUUGCUCCUCAUCUCUGGCCUGGGAACCCUGACCCCAGCAGAAGCCAGCCCAUCAACCUGAACCAUUAUGCCACCAAGAAGAGCAUGGCAGAGAGCAUGCUGGAUGUGGCUCUCUUCAUGUCCAAUGCCAUGCGGCUGAAGACGGUGCUGGAGCAGGGGCCAUCCUCUCAAUACUAUGUUACCCUCAUCACCCUCAUCAGCAUCUCUCUGCUCCUGCAGGUCAUCAUUGGAAUCCUCCUGGUGGUCAUUGCACGGCUGAACCUCAAUGAGGUAGAAAAGCAGUGGCGACUAAACCAGCUCAACAAUGCUGCCACCAUCUUGGUCUUCAUCACUGUUGUCAUCAACAUCUUCAUUACAGCCUUCGGGGCACAUAAGACAGGGUUCCUGGCUGCCAGGAGCUCAAGGGACCCUCUCUGAACUCAGCUGGGACCCAGGUACUGGGCCUGGAGCUGCUUCCACCGCUUCCUCCCUGAUCUGCCAGGCUGAUGGGCACUUCCUGCAGCUCCCAGGAGUGCCUGAAAAGGCAGUGUUGAUGCUUGCUUCCUACCCACAGCACCUGAAUGAAGAGGGGGCUGUUAUACUGGUCUAAGUGAAUUGCAUCUUGGUCUAGAGCCUUGAGCUCAGACUGGGGCAGUGCCAACCCUCCCUCCCGUAGCGCCUGCCCCUGAGGCAGUCUGCCUAGGGCCCAGUCCCACCAGCUUUGGGACUCCGGUUCUGACUACUCCAUUCCUUCCCUUUGUCCCAUCCAUUCCCAGGUAAGAUGGGAUAAUUUCUAUCUAUAAAAGUUUCUGCAACUCUACUGAAGUCAUUUUUUAUGUCUGUAGUUGCAUCUGAGCUGCCGUCUCCAUCUGUGUCCUUGGAAGGGUCUGAAGGAGGAGACUCCAAGCCUGGAUGGAGAGAAA
Messenger RNA from Phyllostomus hastatus (greater spear-nosed bat), 1165 nucleotides. RefSeq names its product ninjurin 2 (gene NINJ2). Gene Ontology annotation, biological process: tissue regeneration; cell adhesion. The record is from RefSeq and is a predicted model, not a curated record. Lineage: Eukaryota; Metazoa; Chordata; Mammalia; Chiroptera; Phyllostomidae. The transcript is spliced from 4 exons. Gene Ontology annotation, cellular component: membrane. The coding region runs from base 348 to 680 and encodes 110 amino acids.